Molecule: messenger RNA, 318 nt
Organism: Aspergillus calidoustus
Lineage: Eukaryota; Fungi; Ascomycota; Eurotiomycetes; Eurotiales; Aspergillaceae
Source: the annotation of a GenBank genome assembly
AUGCGAUCAUCUCACUACCGCGCCUCAGCUCAACGUGCGGACUGUUCUUCUGGGGCGCACCGUCGAGCGUAUCGCUGCCAAUCCUCCGCCGCGUGGGAAGAGAAGAUCAUGGACGCAGUUACGGGCUUAUGGAGUUCGAGAACGAGCUGGCCAUAUUACUGGAGUUUCCAGAGCUUCGCUGCAUCGAUGAUCUCUUUGAAGUGCGCGGUAAUAUCACAAGGCACCUCCCCACCUACCUAUCCCACUCUCCCCGUCUGCUCCUUGUCUCGUUGUCCGCCUACCAGUGCCUCUACCUGCGUAUGGGUAUCCGGAGAAUGA